AUUAGUAUUAAGUAGAAAAAUGGACUUUGAACAGAUUGCUAGUGAGAGCACCAACUGUAGUGCCUCGCAAUUUUGGAAAGCCAUCGCAAUCUGGAUGAAAAACCCACACGUUGUGAAUCGUAAAAUCCUGGCAUCUCAGGAACUAUUAGCGAUUGAAGUCAGUUGUAAUAUUCUGGAUAUUUUUGAGCGUAUUGAGAAGUUGCAGAUACACUCCAAUGAUUUUGAAUGUGACUUAACCUCAGGAAAUGUGAAAUAUUUGUUAGACACAUUAAAUAUCACUGAGUAUUACGAAUUACUUGAAUUUACCGAUUCAAUUGAAACGUUGGACGACAACAAAAUAUAUAUGCGUGUGACGAAAUUGCUGCCUCGCAAUCUGCAGAUAUUCUCGCCCACGCUGGAAUUUAUGUUUAUCGACAAGAAAUUGACCAAAAUUGUCAGUUUUCAGAAAUCGAUUGUCCAAGACAAACAGGCUGUAGGACCGAAUUCGAUCUACAGCAUACAGCAUCGUGAAUACACGUCCACGUGUUUAAGCGUGCGUAAAUCAGAUAAUGAAAAUCACGGCUAUUACGAAUGGUUGAAACGAAAGCUUUUACCGCGUUUAAUAAAGUGGAUGGAAAGCGAAAACGCUAUCAGUUCGAAAAUAAGUUCUCUGAGUCAUGUCUCCGUUGAGAAGUACACAUCGCUGUACAAUCAGCUGAAAAAGAAAUACGGCACAGAAAUGGUGAAGGUGUGGCCGGAGAACACGGAUCCGGCAAAGUUCGUUUACGAAGACGUCGCGAUCGCAACAUACCUGUUGCUGCUGUGGGAGAAGGAGAGGCAGGAAAAGGGCACGCAGGAACUGCAAUCAUUCCUCGAUCUUGGAUGCGGGAACGGUCUUCUCGUUCACAUCUUAUCGAGCGAGGGUCACCCAGGAACGGGAAUUGAUUUGCGCAAGAGGACGAUUUGGAAUUUGUAUCCGGAGAGCACUCACUUACAAGUCAGCUCUAUCGUUCCAUCUUCAAACACCAUCUUUCCCGGAGUGGACUGGAUCAUAGGAAAUCACUCGGACGAGCUCACGCCGUGGAUUCCCGUGAUCGCUGCGCGCAGCUCCUACGAAUGCCGAUUCUUCCUCUUGCCGUGCUGCGCCUACGAAUUCAACGGCAGCAAGUAUCAGCGGUGCAACGCCGCCGAGAGUCAGUACUCGGAGUACAUGUCCUACAUCAAAAGUGUAUGCGAAGGCUGCGGCUUUUUCACGCUGAUGGACAGAUUGCGGAUCCCGUCGACCAAGCGGACCUGUUUAAUCGGAUGGAAGAGGACUUACGCGAAGGAGGACACCGCGACACUGGACGUCAACAUCCAGAAGCUUAUAGACGCGAGAUCGACGAAUCAACGGACUGAAAACACGAAUCAAGUCUGCGAACAGUGGUCCGCGAGCUUCAGACCGAGAAGCCCGACGGAGCGAACGCGGAACUGCACGCAGCUAGACAGAGGAUUGAUCCUGGAUAUCGUCAACGCGGUCGUGGCGCAUCUGCUGCACGCGGGCCGCAAGAUACCACUGGAGCGACAACCCGGUGCCACGUGGAACGCCGGCAGACAGAUCGAGAUCGGCGAGCUGGUGAAACUGAUACCGCGCGAGACGCUGCAGCAGCUGCGAAACGAAUGCGGCGGCCUGCAAACCUUGCUGAAGAAUCACAGUAAUAUCUUCUGCGUCGUCCAGGGGAAGGUGCAGUUCAGGAUUCCCGGCACCGUCGACAAAAGGAAGAGGAGGAGGAAAAGCGGGAAAGCACCGUUGAGGAAGGUGAAGCCCUGCUGGUUCCACAAGAACCAUCCCGACGGAUGCCCCGCCCUCGAGACCGACUGCGACUUCCAGCACUGAGUUCCUUCGUUGCUCAUGUUGUUUUGCGUACGUUGUUUUGAGAGUUUCCAUAUAUCUAUGUUGAGCCAAACGCGGUGGUGUAUAUAACAAUAUAUAUUUUUAUUUUAAAUAAAAGAAGAUAAAUGUCA
This is a messenger RNA of Linepithema humile (Argentine ant), 1983 nucleotides long. Its product is annotated as probable tRNA (uracil-O(2)-)-methyltransferase. Gene Ontology annotation, biological process: tRNA methylation. Lineage: Eukaryota; Metazoa; Arthropoda; Insecta; Hymenoptera; Formicidae. The record is from RefSeq and is a predicted model, not a curated record. Gene Ontology annotation, molecular function: tRNA (uridine) methyltransferase activity.